Molecule: messenger RNA, 1912 nt
Organism: Neltuma alba
Lineage: Eukaryota; Viridiplantae; Streptophyta; Magnoliopsida; Fabales; Fabaceae
Exons: 1
Coding region: 61-1497 (478 amino acids)
Source: RefSeq, a predicted model, not a curated record
CUUUUCCUUUCCUCGCACCAUCGUGUUCAUGGAUGUAUCUCUCUCUUAAUAGCACUUUCCAUGGAAGAUAAGAACCACCUUCCUUCUCUUCCUCCUAACUACGUCACUCUCUCUCAGCUUCAAGAGCGCUGGCUCAAGCAAAAGGAGAAGGAAAAGCAACUCCAAGAGAAGCACCAGGAAGAGCAACACCAAAAACAACAGCAACAAAUCCCCAAGCUCUCCCAACAUAAUCCUCGUGAAUAUCACCGAGGACGACGACCCAAAACCCAGCAAAAGGCAUGGCAAGCGAUUCCAGCUUGUCUAACCGGUGCUGGGCAUGCCGCCGUGAAACGUCCAUCGGCGGAAUUUGGGCCUAAGAAUCCGAUCGUUCAGGAAAGCAAUCGCGUCGUUGUCGAGGUCAGUCGUGAAACGAAUGAGACUGUGGAGGCCGAGGCCGAUGUCGGAGAUGGAAAUGAUGGCCAGGAUGGCAAGAAAAAACAACGGAAGAAGAAGUGGAAGAGGGGGAAAUGGAAGCCUAGGGCAGGUGAGGAGAAGAAAAAAUUGGCUGAAGAUGCGACGGAAUCUACAAUCGUGGGGAACAAAGAGGUAGAAAAUUCCGAUUCUCAGAGGGAAACCAAAAUUGAAUUGAAUGGUAGUAAGAGUAAUAAUUUGAUGAAUGAGGGUGAAGAAGAAUUGGGGAUUAUGUCAAUGAACCCUGAGAAUGAGAAGCAGAAUAGCAGAGUUAAGACACAUGAUAGUUCCCGUGGCUCUCGGAGGAAUAACGGAGGCCGCAAUGACAGGAUCGGAGCUUUUGGUAAGGCAGGCAAGAAGAAGAAAAAAUUGGCUGAAGAUGCCGCGCAAUCUACAAUGGUGAGUAACAAAGAGGUAGCAAAUUCCGAUGUUCAGAUGGUCGAUGGCAAGGGGGAAACCAAAAUUGAAUUGAAUGGCAGUAAGAGUAAUAAUCUGAUGACUGAGGUUCAACAGAAAUUGGGAAGUGUGUCACUGAACCCUGAGAAUGAGAAGCAGAAUAGUAGAGUUAAGACAUAUGAUAGUUUCCGUGGCUCUCGGAGGAAUAACGGAGGCCGCAAUGACAGGAUUGGACCUUAUGGUAGGGCAGGUAAGGAGAAGAAAAAAUUGGCUGACGAUGCCGCGCAAUCUACAAUGGUGGGUAACAAAGAGGUAGCUAAUUCCGAUGUUCAGACGGUCGAUGACAGGAGGGAAACCAAAAUUGAAUUGAAUGGCAGUAAGAGUAAUAAUUUGAUGACUGAAGUUCAACAGAAAUUGGGGAGUGUGUCACUGAACUCCGAGAAUGAGAAGCAGAAUAGCAGAGUUAAGACAUAUGAUAGUUCCCGUGGCUCUCGGAGGAAUAACGGCGGCCGCAAUUACAGGACUGGACCUUAUGGUAUCAAAAUUCGUGCUCAUGACGUUCAAUGGCAGAGGGUUGAUCAGAAAAUUUGGGUUAGAAAGAGUGAGGAUUCUAAUGGUAACGUUGAUCGCAAUGAAAUAUCCAGUAAAUGAAAUGUUGUUUUAGUAGUGAUACUGGUGAGUCUUCAGAGUGAUUGGUAUGCAAGGAUGUCAAUUAGUACUAUGUAGCCUGGAAUUUGGCCCAUUUUAUAGCUUGCUUUGGUAGCACUCACAAACUCAACAUAUUUUUCCUCUUUUACCCUUAAUUUUUUCUAACCUUGUAAACACUCAAGUUGAUCGCAUCCUGUUAUGGGCUUCUUUUGCUCUCUUUGUACCCAAUGCUCGCACAUUUUGAACUGUUAUGAUGGGCAGAGUUAUCUUUUAAUUGAUGAGCAUUGAAGUAGUGGUCUUAUCCUGAGUCCAAUAAACGUGUGACUCUUGCUGUUGGCGUGAGAGUUAGGGCCAUCACUAUCUUGGUUGAAAUAAACUGAAGACUGUGAUGUUCUGGAAACAGAUUAACUUUAUACAU